Molecule: messenger RNA, 2407 nt
Organism: Williopsis jadinii
Lineage: Eukaryota; Fungi; Ascomycota; Saccharomycetes; Phaffomycetales; Wickerhamomycetaceae
Gene: MSB3
Product: Rab GTPase-activating protein MSB3
Exons: 2
Coding region: 204-1985 (593 amino acids)
Source: RefSeq, a predicted model, not a curated record
AAUCGAAAUAAGAGUAAGCCAGAAGGAUUAACAAGGAAAAGAAUAACAAAUAGAAGAAACAGAGGGAGAGAACGUGCAACAGAGAGCGGAGAGAGAGAGAGAGAGAAAGAGAGGAAGAGACAAGGAGCCACUGCCUGUCUAUUAACUUAACAUAGAGAAUUAUUGACUGAAGAAGAGCAGACUUGCCAAUAAUUGUUCACAAGAUGACUGAUAUAAAGCCGAAGUUCAGAGAUGAGGCCAUGUCAAGGUCCCAUGGGACGUCUCUUCCCAAUUUGCCACAGUCACAAACGAUGAAAACACUACCGGUGGCUCCAAUGGUGAAGCCAAGUGCUUCAAUGGUAUCACUCCCUAAAUUUGAUUUUGUGAAAGAUGACCAAGUAGACUCCUUGGACCCCACUUUGACAAACAGCUCUAAAAAGAGACAUACGUUGCUACAAUCACCUUCAACUCAAUCAAUCCAGCAUUCUAGUUUAAGCUUGAUUGACAUGUACCGAGAUCAGUCAAGUGGUUCUCAGGAAUCUGAUACCGCCACAGAUAUCAUGGCUUUGAACGUUAGUGGGGCAAUGAUCUCUGAGGUAUCACUUAUCAACGGAUCUCAAUCCACAUUUGCAUCUGCUCAUGACUUAUUGGUGCUGAGGAACUCCAGAACUAAUGGGUCAAAAGUGAGACUCUGUAUAGAAGAGAGUCGUACAGUGAUAUCAUCAAAUCGUGAUAGAUAUGGGUUCAAAAAAGCAACAAAUUUCAUCACUGAAGAACAGUACAAUAAUUGGUGGAUCGGAUACGCCAGUCAUUGUGCCAGAAGAAAGAGAAAAUGGCAAGAUCUAAUGAUAAAGAAUGGGUUAAGUCUAAAUAAUGAUAGCCCUGUUAGAUUUCCUGCCAGAUCAGAAAAAUUGAAAAGAUAUAUACGGAAGGGUAUUCCAGCAGAAUGGAGAGGUAAUGCUUGGUGGUUCUUUGCGAAGGGCCCAGAAAAGCUGAAGAAUAACCAAGGUGUUUACGAUACUCUCGUUGAGAGUACUUUGCAUUUGAAGAACAAAGAUACCGAGAUCAUUGAAAGAGACUUGAACAGAACAUUCCCAGAUAAUGUCCAUUUUAAACCAGAUAGAGUUGAUAGUUCACAUGAGUCCAAUGAGGAGACUGCAUUAAUCGAAGCCUUACGAAGAGUACUGGUAGCAUUCUCUGCUUAUAACCCCAAAAUUGGGUACUGCCAGUCGUUGAAUUUUAUUACAGGUCUGCUAUUGAUAUUUAUGGAUGAAGAGAAGGCGUUUUGGAUGUUGGUAAUCAUAACAACUGGAUAUCUUCCAGGUGUUCAUGAAGUUAGUCUGGAAGGUGUUAACGUGGAUCAAGGUGUAUUGAUGCUCGCCUUAAAGGAAUACUUACCAGAGGCUUGGAAUGUCGUUUCAAACAUUAGAUUCGACGAUCAAUGCUCGGGUCGAAAUGAUUUGAAGAACCACGAUUUCCUGCUCAAAUUACCACCUGUUACACUCUGUACUUCUAGUUGGUUUAUGAGUGCAUUUAUCGGAAUAUUACCAAUUGAAACAACGCUGAGGGUAUGGGAUUGUCUCUUUUACGAGGAGUCAAACAUAUUGUUCAAAGUUGCUCUGUCCGUUUUCAAACUGAUUGAGCCCAAAAUCCAACAUAUCAAUGAUGAAAUGGAGGUGUUUCAAGUAAUUCAAAACACUCCCAAGUCAAUAUUAGACCCAAAAGAUUUGUUCGAUAUCAUGUUCAAGAGAAGGAUAGGGUUCAAUAACUUGACGCAGGAUGAAGUUGUCAGAUGUAAGAAAUAUGUUGCCGAUAGAAGACAGAGGGCACAUGUUGACGGUACUUCUGAUACCGGUGAUGUGAAUUUCAAUAGACAGUUAUUAGCCGAGUCUCUAUGGCAGCCAGAUCUGUAUGGGUUUAAAAGGGGAUUGCCAGGUGUUCAUUGGAACAAUAAUCUUACAAGAAAGAUGAAAUCAAAGAUUAGAAGAAAUAACAAUCAUAGCUGAAUUUCGGAUACUUGACAGAGAAGAAAACACUCUUAACAUGGAGAAAAAAAAAAGAGAUAUUACCGCAUGUUUGAGCUAAAUCAGAGAGAAAAAGACAUAUAAAAGCGUGGAAUUGUUGAUUAACUGUUCAUUUAUUUAGUAAGUUCCCAUCCAUCUUGUAGUCUUUGGAUUAUCGCUUUGGAGUCUAUACCCUUGGACUUUAAGAGUUGUUCAAUUUCAUUCCAUGGAAUGGCAACUUCGGUUGAUUCUUCUGGCUCAGGUGUAGAGACCUGCGCUGGGGUAGUCGAUGGUGUUCCAACAAUCGCAGUAAAUUUGACCUCACUAUUAUCAUCUUGUGCAAUGUCACUAAUCAAUGAUGAAUCGUGUAUAACUUUACCCUUCAGCAACAAUUUUAUCUGUGAUGGUUCUAGUGAGCCAACGUC